Molecule: messenger RNA, 2176 nt
Organism: Micropterus dolomieu (smallmouth bass)
Lineage: Eukaryota; Metazoa; Chordata; Actinopteri; Centrarchiformes; Centrarchidae
Product: G-protein coupled receptor 37-like 1
Exons: 4
Coding region: 1-1557 (518 amino acids)
Biological process (GO): positive regulation of MAPK cascade; adenylate cyclase-inhibiting G protein-coupled receptor signaling pathway
Cellular component (GO): plasma membrane; signaling receptor complex
Molecular function (GO): G protein-coupled peptide receptor activity
Source: RefSeq, a predicted model, not a curated record
AUGGCUCCGUCUGUCGGUCUGUGGCUGUGUCUGAUCCUGCAGCUGCUGUUCACGGAUGCAAAGAGCGUUGGGAAACACGACGGCCAGCGCGACGCCCUUGGCGAACCCUCGUCCCGCCUCAAACUGGAUCCCCUUUGGAUCACCGAGCACCUCAGGGGCCAAGAUGGCACCUAUGCCCCAAACCAGAGCCCCCCCCUCCCUGAAAUGCUGGAUCUAGACCUGGACCUGCACCGCCGGCAGGCCCGAGGCGCAGACGAGGAGGAGCAGCAGUCCACAUUCAGCCAGUCCUUUGAGAACGAUUCAGUGACGACGCCGCACGCCACCGAGUUCGACAACGGAACAAAAGUGGGGCACGAUGACGAUCAUAAUGUCAACCUUCAUGGAAACGACUCCAGCUCGGACCACGACGCCCCAGGUCUCUUCAACCCCUUCUACCCGCUGGCGGACAGCUCGUACUCGGCCUACGCGGUCCUGUUCCUGGCCGGCCUGGUGCUGGCGGUGGGCGUGGUUGGAAACAUGGCGGUCAUGUGUGUCGUCUGGAACAACUACUACAUGAGGUCCUCCUGGAACUACCUGCUGGCCAGCAUGGCAUUCUGGGACUUCCUGGUCCUGGUGCUCUGCCUUCCCGUGGUGGUCCUCAACCAGCUCUCCCAUAGGAGGAUCCUGGGUGACAUCACCUGCCGCAUGGUGCCUUAUAUGGAGGCCGUGUCUCUGGGCAUCACCUCCUUCACUCUGUGCGCUCUGGGUAUCGACCGAUUCCACUCUGCCACCUCCUCGUCCGAGCCGAAGGCCCGGCGGGUGGAGCGCUGCCGCUCGGUGCUGCUGAAGCUGCUGGUGGUGUGGCUCGCCGCUCUGCUGCUGUCCAGCCCCGAAGUCUUCCUGUGGCAGCUGAGCCAGGCCGUGUCCCCGUCCACCGGCCGGCUGGUCGACUCCUGCACCAUCACCCCCUCCUCCCCUCUCUCCCUCUACCUGCCCGACUCCCUCCACUCUCUGUUGCUCAGGUACCACCAGGGUCGCAUGUGGUGGUGUUUCGGCUGCUACUUCUGCCUCCCCAUCCUCUUCACCAUCCUCUGCCAAAUGGCCACCCGCAACGUCAACAGCGACUCCAACUCUGCCCAGAAGCAGCGUACCCAUGACGACCGCUCCUCCAAUCAGAAACGCCAGCAGCACCAGGCGGUGGAGCGGCAGCUGAACUGCACACUGUUAGCGCUGGCCGUGGUCUACGGCGUCUGCGCUCUGCCCGAACACGUGUGCAACAUCACGUUGGCCUACACGCACAUCGACAUCUCUGAGGACACGGCCGCCAUGCUGGCACUGUUGCAUCACUUCCUCUUGUUCUUCAAGUCAUCGGUGACGCCGGUGCUGCUGCUGUGUCUGUGUAAGGCUCUCGGUCAGGCCUUCAUGGACUGCUGCUGCUGCUGCUGUCAGGAGUGUCAGCCAACCACGACUCAAGACUCGCCAGGCUCCGCCCAGGUCAAACUGAAGGCAGCCAAUGAGACGUCCAUCUUAUUCGACAAGGCUAAAGACACGUCGGCCAUUUUGUCCAUCUCCAGCUAGAGCCAUUGAUCCCUCCUUAACUAUAAAUCCACCACUUCCUCCUCCAUAAAUCAAUCCCGUCCAUUCAUUCCUCUAUUCUACCCUUCAACAUUGUUUCUCUUCCAUCCUUAGUUUUCGUAAACAUCAGUUUCCUUUCUCUUCCCUCCAAUGUUACUGUGAAUCAAUUCUCUCUUUCUGCAUAUUUGUUCCAUCCAUUUUUCUCUCUCUUUCAGAACACUUGUGGAUCAGUGAUCAUCUUUAAUUCUUUCUGUCGUCUCCUCUUCCAGAGUACCAUUUGUAUGAUAUCCCUCUAUGGACACUGUGUUACCUGCUCCAUCUUCCUCUCUGUGCAGGAAGUGAUGCUUAAUCUGUAGUGAGAUUUUAAAAAAUGCUGUACUUGCACAACCAGCUGUUUGUAAAAGCAGGAGCCUGUUUCAGGACUCUCCGAAUGGACUCUUCCCUCCAACUUCCCGCUGUAAUAACACAUGAUGUGUGCCUGAUGAUGCCUGAACAACAUGGAGGUCUUCUUUGGUUGGUCUGAAGCUGAAUUUUCUAAUGUUUCUGGGGAAAGUAGCAGAUACCUAAAGCCUAAAUUAGGGCAGCAGGUUAAAUCCUUUACAGUAGCUUGGUGGAGAACAUG